Messenger RNA from Heterobasidion irregulare TC 32-1, 168 nucleotides. RefSeq lists its product as uncharacterized. The coding region runs from base 1 to 168 and encodes 55 amino acids. The record is from RefSeq and is a predicted model, not a curated record. NCBI's taxonomy places the organism in Eukaryota, Fungi, Basidiomycota, Agaricomycetes, Russulales, Bondarzewiaceae. The transcript has a single exon.
AUGAUGCGUAGCUCUCAGUCGCUCGACGUCCACGGCAAGGCGCUACGAAUUUCGAAGAUCAUCAAAUUCGCAGCAGAACAGGCACCAGACCAACGUUCAUACUUCUUACUCUACCGGGACCAGAAGAUAAGCAUCCAUCAUCCAUGUGUCAUAUUAGAGAGUUUGUAG